This is a messenger RNA of Gopherus evgoodei (Goodes thornscrub tortoise), 592 nucleotides long. RefSeq names its product synaptonemal complex central element protein 2 (gene SYCE2). Gene Ontology annotation, biological process: synaptonemal complex assembly. The coding region runs from base 1 to 573 and encodes 190 amino acids. The record is from RefSeq and is a predicted model, not a curated record. Gene Ontology annotation, cellular component: central element. The transcript is spliced from 3 exons. NCBI's taxonomy places the organism in Eukaryota, Metazoa, Chordata, Testudines, Testudinidae.
AUGUCUACUCAGGAAUGUGAAAGUCCAGAGCUAGAAGAGGAGCAGGCUAAACCGGACAGCCCAUUCUUUGAUGAUAUAGAAAGACGUGAAUUACACAUUUUGGCAUUUGAGCGUAAGUGGGGUACAGAGGAACACAACACAUGCUCAUUAUUUCAAUUUAAAUGCAGGAAGGAAUCGCCCAGCACAUCUCUGCUCUGCCCCACUGCAGAUGCGUCUGUAGCAGCACUGGACGGCAAGUCAUCCAAUUAUUUUGCAGCCCUGGAUUCAAACAUUGAAAAUCUGCAAAGAAGAACGCAGCAGCUGAUCGAGAAGAUCAACGAGAACCGGAAGAAAGACCACACUGUCAUGAGCAAUUUCAGGGAGAGCCUCAUGCUGAAGGUUUCAAGUUUGGCGGAGAAGCUGGAGGAAAGCAUGUUUCUCAUUUACGAUCGCCAUAACAAGCAAAUGCAGGAUAAGCUCCAAGAGCUCUCGGAGAUAAUGGAGAGGAUCAGCCAGAUCCAAACAGAGCUCAGACAAGUCUGCCACACUGUGGAGGCAGCUUAUAAAGACUUGUGUGUGCAGUCAGAGGUGUGAGAAUACUAGGAAGAAGGAC